Molecule: messenger RNA, 851 nt
Organism: Meloidogyne enterolobii
Lineage: Eukaryota; Metazoa; Nematoda; Chromadorea; Rhabditida; Meloidogynidae
Source: the annotation of a GenBank genome assembly
AUAAAGCUCCAGUAAUUAUAGUGUUUACUCCAAUUUCUUUAUUUUCCUGAGGUUCCACCUUUUUCUCCAGAAUUUUCUCUCUCUUUUCCUUUUCAUCUACCGCAUGCGGCUUCCUCACGGGAGACCUUGAAUAAUUGCCCCAUGCUCGAGCCCUUCCAUCAAAAUCUUUAUUGCGGCUUCUUCCUUCCCUCUUCCAAUAUUUUUCUUCCUUCUUUUUAUCCUGUAAAUAUUUUUCUUUUUCUUUAGGCAAUUUAUCAGGGACAAUAUCUUCUUUUUUGUCCGUCUCAGCUCGUCCCACUACUAAUUUUGCAAAUUUUUUGAAUUUAUUUUCUUCAUUUUUUUCUUUAUAUUUUUUUUCCAACUCCUUUUUAUAUUUUUUUAAUUCUCUAUCCAUGCGAUCUUGAAUCUUCCUUUGUAAUUCAUCGCCUCUUUUCAAAAUAUCCCCCCAAAUUUCUUUGUGUUUAAUCAGCAUAUCCUCCUCAUACUUCGAUCUCACCCUUCUUGUUUUAGCAAUUGUCUCCCAAUCAGGGGCCUCUUCUUCUUCUUUGUCUUCCUCCCUUUUUCUCUUCAUGUUCCCUUGCUUAUUUGGCAGCUUACUUCCAACCUCUUCUCCCCGCUUCUUUGCUUCCAAAAUUCUUAAUUGCUUUUCUUCCUCUUUCUUCUCUUCCUCCCGUAUUUGUCGUUGUUUCUCUGUCCCUUUCACUUGUCUUUUUUCCUCCUUUCUUUUUUUCUUCUCUUCACCUGUCAUAGGAAGAAGACGCUCCUCGUCUUCUGUUAACUCUGUAGACGAAAUAUCCUCCAAGUGCCAGGGUAAUUUUCCUUUUAUUGAAGUUUCGUUGUCGGAAAUAUAG